Messenger RNA from Rotaria sp. Silwood2, 1333 nucleotides. NCBI's taxonomy places the organism in Eukaryota, Metazoa, Rotifera, Eurotatoria, Philodinida, Philodinidae. The record is from the annotation of a GenBank genome assembly.
GUCCUAUGAAAAUAUAUUGUGACCUUUCUCUCGAAAUUUUGCAUACAUUACGGAUGAAAAUUCUCCAACGAGAGCGUAUUUUAAUAUAAGAGAAAUAAACAUUUCGAUUUGUUAUUAUUGAAAAAUAAUACUUGCAUUUAAUCGUUUUUCAGAUCCGAAUUUAUUAAAAUUUGAUGUCGUUAAUUCACCACGAUCUACAAUGCUAACUUAUUAGAAACUCACCUGAAAUUAUUCGAAAAAUCAAUUAAAUUUAAACGUUGACUAUCUGAAAAAAAAAACAAUCUCUAUCAACUGAAACUUCCUAAGAUCAUAAAACUUAUAUCAUAUUAAAAAAAAGUCCUUUAUUCAAUUUUCCUGUUAAUAACCCGACAAAUCUAUCAUAACUAAUGUACUCAAAAUAUAAGGUCAAACAUGAUGAAUUACAUAAGACGAUUUUUUUUUUCUUAGUAGAAUUCAAAUAAUAUAUUAUGUUCUAUUUAGUGAAGACCGUCUAUUUACAGUGGAUGAUUUCGAAUUUGGUCGACCACUUGGUAAAGGUGCAUUUGGUAUUGUAUAUUUAGCACGACUUAAAAAAACAAAAUUUAUUUGUGCAUUAAAAAUGCUUCAUAAAAGUAAAAUAAAUGAAUAUUCAAUGGCCGAACAAGUUAAAAUUGAAACAGAAUCUGGUUUUAAACUUAAUCAUCCACUUAUUUUAACUAUGUAUGAUGUAUUUCAUGAUGAAAAACGUUUUUAUUUUAUGCUUGAAUAUGCACCACAUGGACAACUUUAUCGCUUUUUACAAAAACUUCGUCGUUUUAGUGAUCGUCUAGCAGCUAGUUAUAUCUAUCAAAUUUGUCAUGCACUUGAAUAUUGUCAUAGUAAAAGUAUUAUUCAUCGUGAUUUAAAACCAGAAAAUAUUCUUGUUGAUUGUUGUGGAAAUUUAAAAUUAGCUGAUUUUGGUUGGUCAACAAAAAUUCGUCAUGCUGAUACAAUGAAUACAACAGCUUGUGGUACACUUGAUUAUUUAGCACCAGAAAUAGUUGGACAUAAACAAUAUCAAUAUCAAGUUGAUAAUUGGUGUGUUGGUGUUCUUGCAUAUGAACUUUUAGCUGGUCGUGCACCAUUUGAAGGUACUGAUGAUGAAACAAAAUCAAAAAUUGCAAAUAUUAAUUAUAAAUUUCCGGAUUAUUUUUCUCCACCUGCUCGACGAUUUAUUGAUAAUCUUUUACAAAAAGAUCCGAAAAAACGUAUGUCACUUCUUGAUUGUAUUGCUCAUCCAUGGUUACAAAAGAAUGCAUAUAAAUAUAUGUUUGGCCCUUAUAAAUGCCCGAUUUAUGUUAACAUGGAUGAAUAA